GCAUGAGCCACUGUAUGCGCUGUUUACCGCAGAAGAAGAUGCUAACCAGAAACGUUGCCAGAUUAAAGACAUGUUACCUGAAUUUAAUAUAUAACCCAAGGUUUUUAUCGACUCUGAAAAGAUAAAAUAAGAUAAAAAAAAAGCUAUAAUGGCGAGCGAGGAGGCGCUGAAGUCUGUCAUGUUUACGCUAAGCUACAUGCUAAUGAAGCGGCGCAGGGACAUAAACAAUGCAGAGACACAGAGACGGCGUGAAGUUCAGCGGCGGGUCAGACACAGGCAAUACUUCCUACAGAGACAGAGGAGGAUGCUUAUGAUGCUGCUAGCUCAAGGUACACGCCCCAUCACUGUAGCUCGCACUCGUGCUUGGUCCAACACGCCAAGCUCUGAUUGGUGGGAGCGAGUGGUCCUGACAGAAUUCCAGCCCUCUGAUUGGCUGGAGCGCUUCCGUAUGAGCAAAGAGACCUUCUUUCACCUUUGCAACAAGCUGAAGCCCUGGUUAGCACGACAGGACACGUGUCUGCGCCCUGCUCUACCCCUUGAGAAGAGGGUGGCCUUGGUACUGUGGCGCCUGGCCUCAAACGUCGAGUACCGCACCAUUGGGGAGCUGUUUGGAGUGGGACGCUCAACUGUGUGCAAGUGCGUGCGUGAGGUGUGCCAUGCCAUUGGAGCCACGCUGCGCCCACUCUACCUCCGUGAGCCGAGUGAACAGGAGCUGGAAGACGCCGCACGCCUGUUUAGCACUCGCUGGGGCUUUCCGCACUGCGUUGGCGCCGUCAGCAGCCUCCACGUGCCCAUCAUUGCACCAGCCACUGAUGCUGAUAGCUACUGGAACAGCCGUGGUUGGCAUUCGGUCAUUACCCAAGGUGCAGUUAAUGGUCUCGGGCAAUUCUGGGAUGUGUGUGCAGGCUUCCCAGGUGGCUCCGAACCCGCAUCCAUUCUGCAAAACUCCUCUCUGUGGACUCUGGGGUGUGAAGGCAGGCUACUACCCCAGUCUCUACCUCGAAACUUCAUGGGCAAGCAGUUGGGGUCUGUAGUCCUGGGGGAUGCUGGGUAUCCUCUUCAGACCUGGUUACUGAAAGCUUACGACAAGUCAGACAAUCUCACGGCUGGGCAGCGUGCGUUCAACCGGCGCCUGGAGAGAGCACAUGCCAUCGUGGACGAGGCAUUCCUGAGGCUCAGGGCACGCUGGCAGUGCCUUUUAAAGAGGAACGAUUGCCACGUAGACGGGGUGCCAGCCAUGAUCGUGGCAUGCUGCGUGUUGCACAAUAUGUGCGAGGUGCACGGCGAUGAGUUGGCAGAGGAGUGGCUGGAGGCAGCGAGGCGGGAGGAGAGCCCCAUGCCCACUCACAUGGUGCCUGUCUUGGAUGACGAUCCAGCCGGGGAGGAAGUGCGAGAACUUUACUGUCAGUAUUUCCUACAGCAGGAGCAUCAGCAGAACCAGCAAGAGCAACAAGACUGAAGCAGGGUCUCUACCAACUUGUAUGAAUUCGCUGUUUUGUGAACGCUAGAGAUUUGCAGCAUUUAGGAGAUGCUCUUAUCCAGAGAGACUUACAGAAGUGCGUUGGUACAACAGCGUGAUGAGGCUGAACUUUAUAAGGUUGAACCCCAUAUGUUGUUGUUGUUGUUGUUGUUGUUUUCUUGAAAGUUCGCAUUUUCAGAAUUUAGAUUUGCUGUACUGUGAAUAUUUCUUAGUGCAAGAGAUUGGUAAAGACCGACUAGAGCAACAAGACUGAAAAGGGAUUUCAUUCCAUCGCUUUUUAUGCCAAGUUUAAAUUUGUGCGUAAGAAACAUUAAUAGAAACAGCAUACGUACUAAAAAAGCCCAAAAAUCACACUUACAUUGACUUUUUUCACAGUUUCACUACAGCCUACUGUGGUGUUCUUCAUAAUAUUUAAUUGAAGGGACAAACAUUUACAUUAUAAUUCACAUUAAAAUAAACAAGUCAUGAUAAUAGGAACAUUAUCUAAUAAAGCAUAUUAACAAAUAUAAUUUGCUUUUGUAGGUCACUAUCAAUAGUAGCAUUUUGAUAGCAUUUCACUCGGGUCCCCGUGGUUUGUGUCGUGGCAGCUGUGCUUAUGGGGAUUUAGAUUAAUAGUGGCUCUGAGUCCAGAUUCAACAAUGUAGAAGAUUAUAUUGUUGCCAUUUAUAUUUUGUGGGUUUGAAUAAAGAAAUAUACUUCAAAUUGAAAAUUA
Molecule: messenger RNA, 2192 nt
Organism: Pangasianodon hypophthalmus (striped catfish)
Lineage: Eukaryota; Metazoa; Chordata; Actinopteri; Siluriformes; Pangasiidae
Exons: 2
Coding region: 149-1459 (436 amino acids)
Source: RefSeq, a predicted model, not a curated record